This is a messenger RNA of Penicillium argentinense, 1791 nucleotides long. Its product is annotated as cystathionine gamma-synthase. Gene Ontology annotation, molecular function: pyridoxal phosphate binding; cystathionine gamma-synthase activity. The record is from RefSeq and is a predicted model, not a curated record. Gene Ontology annotation, biological process: transsulfuration. NCBI's taxonomy places the organism in Eukaryota, Fungi, Ascomycota, Eurotiomycetes, Eurotiales, Aspergillaceae. The transcript is spliced from 5 exons. The coding region runs from base 1 to 1791 and encodes 596 amino acids.
AUGCUCCAAGCUCUUGGAGGGACUGUACCCCCAAACACUGACCAUGCUGUCAGUGUAUCUCUCCCUACAUGGAGGUCCAAUAUUGGCUAUGAGGAGGGGGAAGAUUGGGUGAUUGGCAAAAUGGUCUGCGGCUAUCCCCGGUUUUUCGUCCAUCCCAGCAUUCAGAAGCUUGCUCAAGAGAUCGUUCGUCGCGUGGGAGAUCCGGAAACAGAAACGGCCACACUUUUUGCGUCCAUCAAAACCGCUCGCCUAUGUCAGUCCUUCAUCGCUUCCAAAGUGCCCGCCGAGGAAGCCCGCAAAGUCCGCAUCGUGAACUUUAUCCCUGCCCCGCAUGCCGAAGCCGGAGCGUCGACAAUCACAUCUUCUCUCUCAUGCGUGAUAUACCCAAAGGAAUGGGCUCCUCAUGCCAAGCCGGUGUGGCAACAUUCUGGCAAUGGUAUUUCGAGCCGACGGGGCGAGUUUUGCAUGCGAGCCCUGGAGGAUGGGUUCCUUGUCGAAGAUAAGGGUUCCGCAACUGCCGACUCCAUGUCGCAACGUCCAUGCAAAGGACCCAGAAGGUACCAGGGAAGAGGAUCUAUCAAUGGAAUUACGCGAAGCCCCCCAAAAGACGCUGUGUCUCCCGUCAAUGGCGCAGAGGAUGGCCGGGAUUAUGCUCAGUUCAUUGAGGAGCGAUUUGGUCGUAACCUCAGUACAAUGCUUGCAGACCAGGCCAAGCUUGCCGUGAGGAAGCGUAUAGCAGGUGUUCUGACUGCCGAUUCUGAGCUUCCGGAGGCUCUUGAAACAACAUCGGCUGAAGGUCGAGUGGCUGGGAUCUCGGAAAAUGAUGUUUUCCUCUAUCCUUCAGGAAUGAGUGCCAUAUUCAAUUCACAUCAGAUUUUGAUGAAUUCUCGUGGAUCUCUGAAGAGCAUCUGCUUUGGAUUCCCGUAUACCGACACCUUGAAAAUCCUACAGAAGUGGGGGCCAGGUUGCUUGUUCUAUGGACACGGUUCAUCGGAAGAUCUGGAUGAUCUGGAAGCUCGGCUCAAGAAUGGUGAACGUUUCCUCGGACUCUUCACUGAAGCUCCCGGAAAUCCUCUUCUGAGGACGCCCGACCUUGUGCGAAUUCACAAGCUGGCUGACCAGUACGAUUUUGCUGUCGUGGUCGAUGAGACUAUCAGCAACUUCCUCAACAUCAAUGUUCUGCAGUAUGCAGACAUUGUUGCCAGCAGUCUCACAAAAAUCUUCAGCGGAGACAGCAAUGUUAUGGGUGGAAGUGCUGUACUUAACCCAAAGGGUCGCUUCUAUAAGCUUCUGAAGGAAACAUUUGACCGGGAAUUCGAAGACAUCUACUGGGCCGAAGAUGCCGUCUUCUUGGAGCGCAACAGCCGAGACUUUGUGUCAAGAAUUGAAAAAAUCAACUCCACCUCCGACAAUAUUACGGCCAUGCUAAAGGCUUCUCCACUAGUGAAAGAUGUCCACUAUCCGAAGUACAGCCCCACAAGGCCGAUGUACGAUGGCCUUCGCAACCCCAACGGCGGCUACGGCGGUCUUUUCUCGGUCACUUUCCACUCGAAUGCGGAAGCAAUUGCAUUCUACGAUACGCUGGAGGUCUUGAAGGGACCAAGUCUUGGCACGAACUUCACCCUCGCUUCUCCUUAUGUUCUUCUCGCCCAUUAUGGCGAAUUAGAUUGGGCAAAAUCGUUUAAUGUUGAUCCUGACCUCGUCAGAAUCAGCAUCGGUCUUGAGGAAGUGCCCGACUUGCGAUCUAGGUUCCAAACUGCUUUGGACGCUGUACAAAAGUCGCGCAAGUAA